Aspergillus oryzae RIB40 is the source of this 1659-nucleotide messenger RNA. RefSeq lists its product as uncharacterized. Gene Ontology annotation, molecular function: transmembrane transporter activity. The transcript has 8 exons. The record is from RefSeq and is a predicted model, not a curated record. Gene Ontology annotation, biological process: transmembrane transport. NCBI's taxonomy places the organism in Eukaryota, Fungi, Ascomycota, Eurotiomycetes, Eurotiales, Aspergillaceae. Bases 1 to 1659 code for a protein of 552 amino acids.
AUGCCGAAUAUGACACCGUCAGAGUGCCUGGAGCGCCUUGGGCAUGGCGAGCGUGACGUUGAGAGGGACUCCUCUCCUAGUCAGGAUGAGAAGCGGCCAAUUACUGGGAUCAAAUGGUUUCUACUGGUAGCGAGCACUUUGACAGGUAGCUUCCUCUACGCUUUGGACAAUACUAUUGUGGCCAAUAUUGCACCGGUUAUUGUGAACCACUUUGAUUCCGUUGAUGAUUUGCCAUGGAUGUCGGUUGGGUUUAUGAUCGGAGCCGUGGCGGUGGUUCUCAUUGUGGGUAAAUUGUAUACUCUCUACAACGCCAAGUGGUUGUACAUCAUUUUCACAGUCAUCUUUAUGGCUGCUUCGGCACUCUGCGGCGCCGCUCCGACUAUAAAUGCUGAGAUUGUUGGACGAGUAUUUGCUGGUGUGGGAGGAAAUGGGAUGUAUAUUGGUGUCCUCACGCUGCUAUCGCUGAAUACGACGAGCCGCGAACGUCCACAGUAUCUCAGUCUAACCGGGCUAGUCUGGGGCCUAGGAACAGUCCUCGGCCCAGUUGUCGGCGGUGGAUUUGAGUUGUAUACCUGGCGCUGGGCCUUCUAUAUUAACUUGUUAUUCGGCAUUAUCCUACUUCCACUUUAUCUUUUUGUGAUUCCGUCCAUGUCUGUAACACCGGACCUAUCCCUGCGACAUAAACUGGCUACUUUCGACUGGGUUGGAUCCAUCCUCAGUGUUGCGGCAUUCACAACCCUAGUUAUGGGUAUUAACUUUGGAGGAACGCUCUAUGCCUGGAAUGCAGCACAGAUCAUUGCUCUUUUUGUUCUGUCGGGUGUCCUGUGGAUAACAUUUGCUUUACAGCAGGGAUUCGCUAUUGCCACCUCCUUCUACAACCGGAUAUUCCCCAUACAUUUACUGAAGCGAAAGGAGCCGGCUCUUCUGUUCAUUGUAUGUGCCUCGGCGGGUAUAGUCACUUACCCGAGCGUCUAUUACAUUCCGAUCUACUUCCAAUAUACAAAAGGCGAUAAUGCAAUUUUAUCAGCUGUACGGCUACUUCCUUUUAUCUGUCUGCUAGUCGUGGCCAUUCAGGGAAGUGGCAUCAUGAUGUCCCGACUUGGUUACUAUAAGCCAUGGUAUCUGGCCGGAAGCGCCAUUGCCCUUAUUCCAGCAGUUCUAAUGGCUACUAUCGUGGAAACACACACAUCUCCCAGCGUGCUAUACGGUCUCGAACUUGUUCUAGGAUUAGGUGCCGGCUUGUACGCUCAGGCCGCAUUUGCUGUGAUCCAAGCUGUCACCCCGCCGGCUGAUAGCGGUGACGGAUUGACUCUAAUGAUACUUGCUCAACUUACUGGAAUGACACUGGGGCUGUCCAUUACGGGUGCCAUCUUCGUCAAUGUCGCCCAAAACCGCUUAUACCAAUUGUUACCGAAGCUUCCCCGGGAACAGGUCUCUCGCAUUGUGUCAGGGACCAGCAGUAAGCUUCUGGCCAAGUUACCUAUGCACAUCCGAGAGCAAGCUCUGGACAUCAUUGUCCUUGCUUGGCGUGACGUUUUCCCGGUUGGGAGAUUGGGGACAUCAUCGUAUGCUGCCCCGAUUGUGUCGUAUUGCUGGAUUGUCAUAUUGAAGCUCACUGGAGGAAGGUUGUGGAUGGCUAUGUCCUCGUGUAGAGUAUGA